Messenger RNA from Mizuhopecten yessoensis (Yesso scallop), 1828 nucleotides. Its product is annotated as toll-like receptor 4. The coding region runs from base 399 to 1619 and encodes 406 amino acids. The record is from RefSeq and is a predicted model, not a curated record. The transcript is spliced from 3 exons. Gene Ontology annotation, biological process: immune response; inflammatory response; toll-like receptor signaling pathway. Gene Ontology annotation, cellular component: membrane. Lineage: Eukaryota; Metazoa; Mollusca; Bivalvia; Pectinida; Pectinidae. Gene Ontology annotation, molecular function: transmembrane signaling receptor activity.
UACAUGGUUAGAGAUGUAAACAUUACGGCCAUAAACUGUAUCAUACUCCUACCACUUGGUGGUACAUGGUCUAUUUCAGUUAAAUUCUUCAUAGUCAUCAUCGUUAAGUGUGUUUACAUUAUUCGAGAGUACGCAAUUUGAUAUAAUAUCUUGCAUCUGACAGAAAAUGACAAAAAAAGUUAGGACGUACGUAAUUUUACUAGUGUACUUAAUUGGUUAUUUUGCUCCGGUUUACACGCACUUUUUAAACAGAAUAUUUAAGGAAUCAAACUGGUUUUUCCAGACUGAACCAUGCAGGAAGUAAUUCACGCCGAUUUGGCCACAUAUCCAGAUAAAUUACUCAUAUAACGCAUGUUUUCCUUUCGUCGAAACAUACAUUAACUGACGGCGCAAAGAAAAUGAACGUAAAGGCUAUGGGUGUAUUGGAAAUAUGUUCUGGGAUAGUUUUGCUGUUUGCGUGUUUCAAAGGAGAACAUGUAGAAGGUCGUUUUAUCGAAGGGAAUAAAUCUGGUCAAAUAAUAAUCAACGAAACGAAAUUUGUAAUUCUGACAUCAAAUGCUUUUUACAGUUGCAAGGAAGAGGCUAUGUGUCGUUCCCAUCGCUCCAAUGACACUCGUCUUGUCGCUGACUGUUCGAAUCUUAACAACGAUUAUGUUUUAGGGAUUCAUCACGACAAUGCUGUAUUUCAAAUGACAGGGAACAGGAUGAGCAGAAUUUCAACUGAUAUGUCAUACAGGAUUAGUUUAGAAUAUCUUGAACUUUCGUUGAGUCAGAUUAACACAAUUAAACCGAAUCAGACGUACCAGACUGGUCUUUUAAGAACUUAUCUAGAAUCUUCCGAUAUGGAUUGCUCGUGUGAGGAAUACGAGUCCCUGAAGUGGUUUGACGAAGAUAACAAAUCAACCACCAUGGAUUUGUUACAUGCAUAUAGGUGCAUUUUCUCAAACAAAACUGAAAUGCUUUUUUCAAGCUUUGACAAAAGCAAAAUGGAAACAAGGAAGCCCUGUGAUAAUAAUAACAUUACGAUAUCAAUGUCUGUGCCAGUGAUUAUGUUUUUUAUUUCCCUGGUCACUUCUUGUAUUGUCUACCGCUACAGAUGGAAGUUACGUUACCUGUUCUACAAGGCCAGGGCAAAAUACAGGAGACACACACGAAUCACUAAUGCAGAAGACGACGAUGAUUACACAUAUGAUGCAUUUAUAUUAUAUUGUUCGGAGAAUCAUCAAUUCGUUCGAAAAGAAGUAUUAUCACAACUGGAAGAUAGCAGUGGGUUACAAUUGUGUGUUAAUGUCCGGGAUUUCAUUAUUGGACUGAGCCUAGCCCAGAAUAUAACCAACGCUGUUAAAAAAAGUCGAAAAAUUGUGGUUUUAUUGUCUCGAAGUUAUCUUGAUUCAUGUGAAUGUAUGAUCGAAUUUACCAUGGCUCGAAUGGAGAGUAUCUAUGCAAGGGGUGAUGAUUCCGUUCUGUUUCUUGUGUUUUAUGAGGAUAUUUCGGACAAGGACUUACCUUUACAAAUGUUGGGCUUAAUAGAGUGUAAAUCCUAUAUGGAAUAUCCACACAAUGACGCACAGGGCAAGGUGGCAUUUUGGGACCAACUGGCGACAUCGAUUUCUAAAUAAUCGCAAGCUGCAAUUGUGUAUCAAAGUAGUGCAUUUACCAUCAUGCAGAUUAUUACGGAUUAAUCUAGUAAAUAUAGAAGUAUUUGAUCAUUAUCUUCAUAACUGUAAAAUAUCCAAAUUUCCUGUUGUACUAUUUCAAAGAAAAAGUAUUUCUACCUGUCUGACCAACGUUUUGUUCAGGGAUUUCCUUCUACUAGCGCAUGCGCAUA